This is a messenger RNA of Yamadazyma jaroonii, 654 nucleotides long. The record is from the annotation of a GenBank genome assembly. Lineage: Eukaryota; Fungi; Ascomycota; Pichiomycetes; Serinales; Debaryomycetaceae.
AUGACAUUCUAUGAUAUAUUCAUUGCAGGGAGUUCUUUCAUAGUCACCACCUUGGUAUUUGUAAUGAGUAACGUCAUUGCAAUUACACAAUAUGGAAUGGCAGAAUAUCCACAAAUUACUACAUGGAUAUUAGGUUUAAUAGGUAUUUACUCAUUCUAUAGAUUAUCAGUUAGAAUAGUUAAAUAUUGGAUUUCUACCUUUAUCAUGUUCAUUAAGAUGAUCAUCAUGAUGAUAACUAUUGGUCUUGCAUGUGUAGUAUACUUAAGGGGUAAUAAAUUCAUCAAUCAAGAUAUCCCAUACUUCAAAUCAGUCAUUAUUUCAUAUGAUGGAGAAAGUAUAGGUGAAUAUGUCAAAGAAGAAAUUCAUAAUUUGAUGUUUGAUAGUUUUAUAGGUCAAUUCAAUCCUUUCAAAGAUGAUAAUCACGGGAGUAAAAGCCAAAACAAGAAAAAGGCUAAACAAUCUAGAGACAAGUUUCAAAAGAAUGCUAAAAAAGUGAUGAAUGAUUAUGGAAUUGAAAUUGAUGAUAGUUAUCUUGAUUAUAUGAACCACCAAGGUUCAAAACAUGAUGAUAAAGAUUUCAUGGAUCAUUUAGAUGAAACUUUGAAUGAUCUAGGUAUUGAUUUGAAUGACUUAAUGAAGAAAUUCUCUCACUAA